Molecule: messenger RNA, 1816 nt
Organism: Drosophila hydei
Lineage: Eukaryota; Metazoa; Arthropoda; Insecta; Diptera; Drosophilidae
Product: non-specific lipid-transfer protein
Exons: 4
Coding region: 345-1568 (407 amino acids)
Molecular function (GO): acyltransferase activity, transferring groups other than amino-acyl groups
Source: RefSeq, a predicted model, not a curated record
GCAUUGUGAAAAAAUAAGUAAAAUAUUUAAAGUUGAAGAGAAUAUAACUUUAUAAGUAACAUAUUAAAUCCACAAAAUGUUUACGUUAUCUAUGAAAAUUGUUGCAAGCUUUUGAAUCAGCUAAAAUUAAAACUUGCAAAAUUAUUUUUGUUGGUGUGACCAGCUAUGCUUUAGCCACAAAUAUCCAACUAAAAUCAUUCCACACUGAUUGAAUUGAAUUUGUUCAAAAUUAAAGAACAAUUCAAUUGAACUGACUCCAUUGACACAGAAGUCAAUUCGCGCCCAACGGAAAAUAUGUUUAACAGUUACUUUUUGCACGCCAACCACAACAGAACUAUAUCAAAAUGACAAAGACUAGAGUUUACGUUAUCGGUGUUGGUAUGACCAAGUUCGAGAAACCCGGUCGCCGCGCUGAUGUUUGCUACCCAGACUUUGCCAAGGAGGCAGUGACCAAAGCUCUCCAAGAUGCCAAUAUUAAGUACGAGGAGGUGCAACAGGCUGUUGUAGGCUAUGUCUAUGGCGACUCCACCUGCGGUCAAAGGGCGGUCUAUGAAGUUGGCAUGACUGGCAUUCCCGUCUACAAUGUGAACAACAACUGCUCCACUGGCUCGAGUGCCCUGUAUCUGGGCAAACAGAUCAUCGAGUCGGGCAACGCAGACUGUGUCCUGGCACUGGGCUUUGAGAAAAUGGAGCGUGGCUCUUUAGCAGCAAAGUACUUUGAUCGGGUCAAUCCCAUGGAGCGUCACAUUACCGAAAUGGGAGAGCUGACAGAAAUUGGAGCUGGCCCAAUGGCUGCACAGAUCUUUGGUAAUGCUGGCAAGGAGCACAUGAAGAAGUACGGCACUAAGCCGGAACACUUUGGCAAGAUUGCCUGGAAGAAUCAUAAGCAUUCGGUUAAUAAUCCCUACUCCCAGUUCCGCGAUGAAUACAGUCUGGAACAGAUUAUGAAGUCGCCACAAGUGGUGGAGGGUGUGCUGACCAAGCUGCAGUGCUGCCCUACCUCGGAUGGCUCGGGUGCUGCCAUUCUGGCCUCCGAACAAUUCGUGCGUCGUCAUGGUCUGGAAAAGCAAGCCGUGGAGAUUGUGGGCAUGGAAAUGGCUAGUGAUCCAGAGUCGACCUUUGCUGACAAGAGCCUCAUGAAGAUUGCCGGUUAUGACAUGACUCGGCUUGCCUCUCAACGCCUGUUUGGCAAGAGCGGCUUCAAGCCUCAGGAUGUGCAAGUUGUGGAGCUGCAUGAUUGCUUCUCGGCCAACGAGCUGAUCACCUACGAGGCCUUGGGUCUUUGUGGUGAGGGCAAGGCUGGCGAGUUCAUCGAUAAUGGAGAUAACACGUAUGGCGGCAAAUUUGUGAUCAAUCCCAGUGGAGGACUCAUCUCCAAGGGACAUCCAUUGGGUGCCACAGGCUUGGCGCAGUGCGCCGAGCUCUGCUGGCAGCUACGUGGUUUGGCCGAGAAGCGUCAAGUGGAAGGCGUUAAACUAGCUCUUCAGCACAAUCUGGGUCUAGGCGGUGCCGUUGUGGUAACUCUCUAUCGUCUGGGCUUCCCUGGCGCUUCUAAAGCAAAGUUGUAAAUGGUUUGUUGUUACUUUUGUAAAUAUAUAACGCAUACGUAUUUUUUAUUAUCAAACUUAUCUUGUCAUGUAGUUAUAUGAAGUAUUGCAGCCCAUGUACGCUUGUGUUGUUCUGAUUCAAAUUUGUAUUCACAUGUAAAUUAAUUAUAUUUUCCAAAUUGAAAAAAAAAAAAAAUGAAAACGCAAAGCUCAAAUACCUAAAGUUCGAUAAAUAAAUACCAAACGAAUAAUCGAAUGUGCAAACCAAA